Messenger RNA from Diaporthe amygdali, 2700 nucleotides. RefSeq lists its product as uncharacterized. NCBI's taxonomy places the organism in Eukaryota, Fungi, Ascomycota, Sordariomycetes, Diaporthales, Diaporthaceae. The transcript is spliced from 8 exons. Gene Ontology annotation, biological process: protein deubiquitination. Gene Ontology annotation, cellular component: nucleus; cytosol. The coding region runs from base 1 to 2700 and encodes 899 amino acids. The record is from RefSeq and is a predicted model, not a curated record.
AUGGCGGACCCCAGCGAGGCAGAGAUUAACUCUGUCUGCGAGAUGUUGGAGGCCUACGAUACGAAAGACAGGCAGAUGUUUUCCAGAGCGCUCAAGGCCAACAACGGCAGCAUCCCACAGGUGGUCAACGAAUACUUCGAAGGCCAAGAUACGAAGUUCAGGGCCAAGUAUUCAUGGGACGAGGGACAGUUCAUGGCAGACCGAGACGGCUCAAGCUUACCAAGCUUCCAGGUCCAAGGGCCGGAUCAGUACGAUUCUACUGCCAACGCAUGGGACCAAACUGGUGCGCUUCCCGCGCCGUCACGACCACCAUCCAGAGCGCAAAACAGAUCACCUCUGGGUGCACCCACGACUCAGCAGCAAGCCGACGAAGAUCUGAAUCGAGCUCUUCUCGAAUCCGCCAGCGGCGCCGCUUCCAGAGGUGCCACUCCCCAAGAAAGUGGUCUCAUCAGCAACGACCCCAGCCUUCCAUUCUUCGGCCCAGCCAACAGGGAGAACUAUCAAGACGACCAGUGGGCAAUGGUUCGUGUGAACAAGGAGGGAUCUGACCCGCCGCCAUCGGGGAGGAAACGAGAUCCUUCUGCGCCAGCCUUCCUCCUUUGCCGUCAGCAAGGUGUACAGAAAUACCGCCUUGGUCCGCUUAUGAUGAUCAAGCAUGAAAUCCCCGCAGCAAGAAACUUUUUCCUGUCUUUAGACGCUUUCGACCCGCCCGUGUCGUAUGGACACAACAACUCUUGGUGGAAGGGCGAUCCCAUACUUUCCACGAACAGCGAAUCAGCGGAAGAUUUCCCCGAAGCUUGGUCGAACGACUACCGAAGUGUCAAGCUGGAGGAUGAAAUUCAACGCUUGAUGGCUUUUCUUGACGAUACACAGCGCAGCUACGGAACCGCCGAUUCACUGUGCGAGAGUCCGCUUAUGAAGAACGUCUGGGGUGACCACGUGGUACAGUUUUAUCAGAACUUGUACCUCAAGGCCGGCUCUCAGAUUGUUCGUUCAACAAUGUGGACACUCGUUCGUUUUGAAUCAGGCGCCGAUGAAAUUCCUGCUCCAAUGACGCCACCUACGUCCGAGUUUGGCAUCCUCGAGUUUAGAGUACCGAAUGAGCUCUCGGACGUUCUUCACAGCCUUUACAGCUCAUGGGAUGCUUUGUUUUGGAUCAACCAGGACACUGAACUUUCCUGUUUCCCACAAGACGAAUCGGAGCGAACCGCGUACAUGGAAAAUCCUGCGGAAGUACUUACUAUGCGAAUCAAGCUUGAGGAUCAUCGUAUCGAGAUUCCAGAGACCUUCUACAUCGACAGAUAUCUUGAGAAGAACCUCGGCACCGCCCGUAUUUUGAAAUCGCAGAUGUUCCAGAUCUGGCAGGCGCUGGCAAAGAGCAAAGAUGCGGAGAACAAGAUCACAAAGUGGAAGGAUCCAACCAAUGCCUGGAAAGAGUACGACAAGAUUGCGCUGACCAAAAAGGUGAUCGCAAAUGUGGAGAACCAGAUUUGGAAAGUCAGGGCGAAUGCCCUGUGGAGAAAGCACGAACAAUCAGUCGGGACCGAAGAUGAGAUACCAUACCUACCCAGCGAGUUGAACCACCUUGCCGAGCUGAACGAGGACGAGAGCAAAACUGUGGAAGUGUUUGAGUCUGAGAUCGAAGUCGCACGGCGGAAGCUGGUGAAAAUCGACCAACAGCUGGCUCGUCUUGGGCAGGAGAAGGAGGCGUGUUGUAACUUGCUUCGGCAAAUGGCCGAGGUCUUGACAGUUCCAAGCGAGGAACCGGAAAUGGAUCCACAUCACAAGUACACUUUGCGAGGAGUCAUCACAUCGCCGGAAGUGGUAUACAUGUGCAGGCGAACAGAGGCCAAUCCUUCGGAGACGGAGGCUACAGGCACGAAGGUCGACCAAUGGUGGAGGAUUGCUUGGGUGGCUGGUGACGAGAAUCCUGUCAGACAGGAGGCCACAACGAUCGCCAAGGUUCAGGAAGCAAUAUUCACUGAAGUUGACACAGAUGGCUCGAAAGUACCAAUACUCGUGUAUGCGACGGACAAGGCUCUGGACGAGGAGCCGGCACCUCUAUCCGAUGCGCUUAAGACUUUCGUUAAGUUCGACAACCGCCUUUUCAAGCAAGAGUUAUUGGAAGAACCUACGCCUACAGACAAGAAGCGGAACGCGCCGCAGCUGCCAGAAUCUCCGCUAAAGAGACAGAGAAGUAAUAGCGUCGACUCGAUGGCUACGAAUCGAGCAUCUCUAGGAGACUUCAGUGACGUCGAGGAACGGGACGCGCUACUAGGAGACCAGCGACUACCGGACGACCCUUUCCAAUACGGUGACGGCACGGCCACGAUGAGCACUGAGCUUGAGGACAUGCGGUCGGUGCGAACUCAGGACCUCGCCGCGACAACGGGGGCGCCACCAUCUCCUCCAAUGUCAGCAAGAGACGAUGCAAGCGACAACGGCUCACCCGGAAUGCGAAGGUCCAGUGAGCGGCUUGCUAGGAUCUCCUUGGACGGGAAGGGCCAGGAGGGUACUACAAUAGAAAUACCAAAAGGCCCAGAGAUGGCUGAACGCGCGUCACCUGUGUCGCCUUUCAUCGUCCGGCGGCCAAACGGUACUAUCGACAAAAGGGCUUCCAUCAUGGACCAGGCCAUGGAGAUCGACGGGAGCAUGGAGCUGCCGGCAGUGAGUGGGAAUCCCGAGGACUACUACAAGUAG